Onychostoma macrolepis is the source of this 2224-nucleotide messenger RNA. Its product is annotated as Rieske domain-containing protein. Bases 198 to 680 code for a protein of 160 amino acids. Gene Ontology annotation, molecular function: 2 iron, 2 sulfur cluster binding. The transcript is spliced from 4 exons. Lineage: Eukaryota; Metazoa; Chordata; Actinopteri; Cypriniformes; Cyprinidae. The record is from RefSeq and is a predicted model, not a curated record.
UAUAACCGGACAUGAUCCCAACUACUGUGAAUUGUUUCAUUUUGUGGUUUCCUCUUUAAUGUUUAAGUCGUAAUUAUUUACUGAUCAAUUGUUUUGAAAAGCGACAAAAUGAGAAAGAUGAGGAAGAUGCCAAGGAAGAUUAUCACGUUUUGAGAAAUAAAUGUAAAACGCAGUGUCAGAAGAUUUGGGGGGGGGACAUGAGCUCUGAUGAAGAUGUGGCAGCUGCAUCAAGACAUACUCAUUUCAUAGGCAAGAAAGAGAAUAUAAUUCAAGCCAGACGAGUGGUGAAGUCAGUUGGUGAAAGAGAUGUUUUGGUGAUUUACCACCAGGGGGACUUCUAUGCUAUUGAUGUGCGCUGCUAUCACUCUGGAGGUCCACUUCAGGAAGGAGAUAUAGAGGACUUUGAUGGACGGACAUGCAUAGUGUGCCCGUGGCAUAAGUAUAAAAUUACAUUAGCUGAGGGUGAGGGUCUCUAUCAGGCUGUGGACCCUUCUGUGAAGCCCCUGAAACCAAGCUGGUGCUCUAAAGGCAUUAAACAAAGAGUCCACACAGUGACAGUGUCUAAUGAAGAUGUGUUCCUCACCUUAAAUGACUCUCCAGGACCCAUUGACUCUGACUACUAUCAGACUGAGAAAUAUAGAAACACCUUCCUGAAAGAAGGGCCGAAGAAAACAAAGUGAAAACAAUUUUUGUACAAAAUUAAAGCAUUUAAAAGCAAACUUCCUGAUUAAACAUUAAAGCACACUAGUCUGAUAAACUGCUAAUUUUCAUAAUUCUUUAUCUCAUAUUGUGAAAAUUAUUCAUAAAAAAUGCUUUUUUCACUCAAAAAAUUAGGUGCCUACUUUCAGAUAAAUGAGGCUUAUGAUUAAUCAGAUGUAAAUAGAAACACAAAACCAGUCCUAAAUGAAAGAAAACAAGCUGACAAAAAGAAAGAAUCCAAUAUUUGGUGAUAAUAUAGCAUAAUGAGAGAUUUAUAAGCAAUUGUUUGGAGUACGGUCAUUUUUGACCAGGAACACCACAAGUGUGACUAGGUGAAAUAAAACCCACAAAAAAUGAUGAAAAUUGUAAAAAAAAAAUAAAAAAAAAAGAAUGAGAAGUACUUAUACCCUGUGCGAACAAAGUCAGUAAGUUUGAAUCCAAUGCGUUGACGUUAACUAGUAUUUUAGGGAAAAGGAAAAUCUUCUACGGGUCAAUUUGACCUGAACACAACCAGAGGGUUAAUCACUAAAUCAGACCACUAACAUGCUUUUCACAUGCAAUCCUGUAUCCAAUCCCAUGGAUUUUCGCACUUUUAUUACUCAGAUAUGCAGAUUUAGUGACAAGUGCACAGACAGCAAAAAAUAAAUAAAUAAUAAUAAUAAAUUAAAGCAAUGGUGGAAUAGGCACCUAAAAACAAGCUUAUGUAACUUUCCAGUACUAUCCAGUUAUGUUUUUAGUUAUCUUAGGAUGUUCUAAACUACUUCUAGUUUAUAACAAGUUGGGCACAUUCAUACUUGUGUUACAUUGUUAAUGAAAAUUAUUAUAAAUGUAGCUCAUAUCUGUAUACAGUCAUAGGAAAUUGAAAAGUAAAAUGAUGUAGUAUUAUAUUCCCUGUUUAAAAUAAAGAAUGAACAUAAUAUAUGCUUUUUAGUCUUUUAUUAAUAUUUUUAAUUCUGUGAACAGGAGGGAGGUCCUCAAAGCUGGUAAGGUAUUUGAUUUAAGUAUUGACAGUGAUGACAGUUGAACUGAUAGCGGAGUGUGUCACGGGGUCAGAGGAUGACAUGGAAAAAUGAGAGGCCAAGGAUGAAAGUGAAAGGAGGUGUUUGAAUGAGAGAAAAGGGUUUGUAAUCUGUGUGUAAAUAGGAGUGGUUAAGGCAGAUUUGAGGGCCGGAGGAUUGCUUAAAAUAGCAAAUGUGGAUAACAUUCUACGGCAACACCAAUGACCAAAAAAGACCUAGAAAAUAAGAUUGAAUGCAGGACGUAAUUUCCUUUCCAAUCAAUAUCAAGCAUUCAAUUCAUACAGGUUUAAUGAAAGUAAAUUUCAUGCUCAUUAUAGAACACACUAUUUUUAACAGUACAGGUGCAUCUCAAUAAAUUAGAAUGUCAUGGAAAAGUUCAUUUAUUUCAGUAAUUCAACUCAAAUUGUGAAACUCGUGUAUUAAAUAAAUUCAAUGCACACAGGGUGCACACUGAAGUAGUUUAAGUCUUUGGUUCUUUUAAUUGUCAUGAUUUUUGCUCACAUUUA